CGAAACUCCACCAAGCGACAUUGCUUGCCGGAUGAAGUGUCGAACAUCAAGGCUAUUGAACAGCGCCAUGCACGGGCGGCGGCUGCUCGUCCUGUUCUUCACCUUCGUUCUAGUCAAUCUUGCGGUGGUGUAUGCUGGAGAUAGCCUGCCUGCCCACCGCAUCGCGCUGUCCUCGCGACGCCCAGACGGUACCAGAAACACCACUGCUGCUGGUCGAGUCAAGCUGCAAAACUACGGCAACGUCCAAUACGUCGGCGAGUUGUCGUUUGGAAGCCCGCCGCAGAUGCUGACAGUCGUAUUCGACACUGGUAGCAGUGAUACGUGGAUCCCUGGCAUCUCGUGUGCAGAGUGUGGCUUUCACAGCGCGUUCGACUACACUCAAUCCACAACGUUCAUCGACACGCACGAAAAGUUCCUCGAUUCGUACGGAAGCGGCGAAGUUGGUGGCGUCGUUGGGGUCGACACGAUUGGAUUUGGUCCGUUCAGAGUGCCGAACGUUCGAUUUGGCGUGGUGACGGAAGAAACCGAGUCCCUUGGGAUGUUCAUUGCCGAUGGGUUGGUUGGUCUUGGCUUUGAGAGUUUGGCCAAGAUCUCGCGGCCGACGUUGUUCACGACCCUGGCAUCGCAUUUCACGGAAGUGCGCAACAUGUUUGCCAUGUACAUGACAGCCGAACCGAAUCAGGAAGGAUCGGAGCUGCAUCUGGGUGGGUACGACCUGUCCGUCGUGGGUGACAACGCGUCGUGGCACUUUACUCCAACCGUCAAGCUUCCAGGUUUCAACGCGUUCACGUACUGGGCUGUCCAGAUGAAUGGCUUUUCGGUGCGCAACGAGACGGACAACCACUGUGAUCCGUUCUGCUAUGCCAUUAUCGAUACGGGCACGUCGUUAAUCAGUAUCCCGGAGACGCAAUACACCGAAAUUGUCCAAGCCAUCACGCGGGGACUGGCCUGCGAUGGGCUCACGUGCCACGAUGUGACCCUGGAUAGCUUUCCCCCGCUCAAGCUUGGCAUGGUACCAGACAACGUCUUUACCCUCCAACCGCGGGACUACAUUUCCUGCGACGCGCGCAAGACAUGCCGCAUCCAGUUUCAAAACUCGGGCGACGAAGCGUGGUGGGUGCUCGGCGAUAUCUUUAUCAAGACGUACUACACACUCUUUGACGUGGACAAUCUCCGUGUCGGGUUUGCAUGCAACGGCGACCUUUGCAAAGGCGGUCGCGGCGCCAUCUACGGCGACGACUCGGACACCACGUUUGACAUGUGGGAGAAUGCGUUCUUACUCGGGUCGGUCUUUGCGGCGGGGUCGCUGCUCCUGUUUGUGUUUUACAUGCACCAGCACAACCUGCCGUCCCUGGACCCCAUGCACCCCCCGCACGGCACCGACGGCAAGACGCCGGUUCUCGCGACCACUCACCUCGACGUCAAGUCGCCACUCUUGACGAUGGAGCAGUUUCGGAACCUAAAUACAUCCCCGAAAGGGCCGAUCGUCACGUCGUACGCUGAAGCACGACGUAACUACAGCCAGCUGCCCACGGCCGCCCCGCCUGCCGAGAAACCGGCGACAGUCGUGUAGUAGCACCGUCUCACGUUGUUUCAAUAAAAGUUGCUAGGACGCGUCUGCUUGCAUGCAGUCUGUCGAAGACGUCCACGGGAUGGCGAUUUCAAAGUGUGGACAGCCACGUCCACGGAUUCAACCAUCAGCAUUCAUGUCAGAAAGCAAAAUGCAAUGGGUCAAGGUCGCUCCUACAGAGAAUCGACGGAGUCAGCCGCAUGAGCUCGCGGCAUCCCAAUAGAUCGAGUGGCGAAAGGCUGCUUCCUCGUUUAUUCCUCUUCGUACUCGGAUUCGAUCCCGUCGUCGCUGGAACUGUCAUCCGCCAAUUCCAUGGCUUGCUCAAGUAGUGCGCCGCCAUCGCUGGUGUCGCUGUGCACGUCAACAAUGUCCUCGUCCCCAUCUUCGGCCUCAUCGUCAUCGACCGCUUGGUCGUCCAGCGUCUCUGCUGAAGAAAUCGUGUGCAAAUACGACACGACAAUGGGUCGUUGUGCGUGCUUGGCCGCCUUCAUGGCCUCCUCGAUAGAUUUUCGUCGAUUCGAGUUCGACAGGAUCCACUUGACCAUGUCCAAGUGACCGCCAGCGGCAGCAAUGACUGCCAUUCCAUCCAUCUCGGACCAAGUCGAGUAAACUUCGACGAGGUGGGCUAAGAUGGGCAGCGAGCCAUUCGCGGCGGCGCAAGACAUUGCGUUCAAAACGUUGAAAUGCGUACGGCCAGUUAAGGUCAGCCACUCGACUAACUUGAGACAGUUAGCGUCGACGGCCCACGUCAAUGCAUCGGGCGAGAUGUCAAUCUGCCGCUGAGGGUACAGCCACUGGACAACGUUUAAAUGGCCAUUGCGGCACGCUCCGUCAAAUGCAUCGGUCGUCCAGCCUUCUUGUCGAUGAGCGGCCAGCCAUUUUAAGAGAUGAAGAUGGCCGUUAGUCGCUGCACCGUCCAUCGCUCGACACGUACACGGGAACGCAACGUGGUCGAGGUAUUUCACGACGUCGGCAUGCCCACAAGUGGCUGCUUCGUCCAGAGCCGCCAUGGGGCGGUGGUGAUAAAGUGGAGCUAAUACCUUGACCACCUCCAAGUGGCCAUGCUUAGCGGCGCCGACAAGCGCCAGGUCUGGGGGAGUUGUCACGCAUCCGAGUCGCAUCGCCGAUUGCAGCAACGUCAAAUGCCCCGCGCUUGCAGCAUACGCCACGAUUUCGAGAGCCGCGUUGGCUCGGGCAUGACUGGGUUCCACCAGCGGAUAUAUUUUUUCAAACAUUUCCACAUCGUUGCACCAUGCACACGACUCCAAGGCAUUCA
Messenger RNA from Aphanomyces invadans, 2846 nucleotides. RefSeq lists its product as hypothetical. Gene Ontology annotation, molecular function: aspartic-type endopeptidase activity. Lineage: Eukaryota; Oomycota; Saprolegniomycetes; Saprolegniales; Verrucalvaceae. The record is from RefSeq and is a predicted model, not a curated record. The coding region runs from base 32 to 1573 and encodes 513 amino acids. The transcript is spliced from 8 exons. Gene Ontology annotation, biological process: proteolysis.